Messenger RNA from Arachis duranensis, 2417 nucleotides. Its product is annotated as ankyrin repeat domain-containing protein, chloroplastic. Gene Ontology annotation, biological process: protein targeting to chloroplast. Bases 717 to 2042 code for a protein of 441 amino acids. NCBI's taxonomy places the organism in Eukaryota, Viridiplantae, Streptophyta, Magnoliopsida, Fabales, Fabaceae. Gene Ontology annotation, molecular function: chloroplast targeting sequence receptor activity; protein binding. The transcript is spliced from 9 exons. The record is from RefSeq and is a predicted model, not a curated record. Gene Ontology annotation, cellular component: chloroplast outer membrane.
AUGAACCCUAACUCCUCCACAGCCCUAUCCUCCAGAACCAGAACGCGCUAGCCUCUCUUGUAUCUCUCACACUCAGUCCAGAAUUCCUGCUCCUCCCUCACUUCCGUCCAGCCACCGCCUGCUCCCUCACUUUCCCUUCAUCGCGCAGCAGCCGUCGCAACCUUCCUUCCCCUCCAUCGCGCAGCAGCCACCGUGCGAACGUGGAAGCCUCCGUCGCGCAGUCACUUCCGUCGGCGCCAGCUCUGUUCCACUGCAGCCACUGCCUGUUCAAAGGCCGUUCGAAGCCCAUUCGAAGGUGAACCUUGUCGUGGUGUCUCCCUCUUGCGUGCUCUGUUCAAAGCUUCUAGCUUCUAGAGCUGGUCGCUGGGAGCUCACCUCGACAUCACCGCCGUCGCCGCGCCUCUCUACUCUGUCUGAGCUCGGCUGCUCGCGCGUCUCUCGCCUUCGCGUCUCCUCGAGCUGUGCUUCACUUCUUGCUCGUCAGCUCGUGUCGUCGUCCGUCCUUGCCAUCACUGCUUCUUGCUCGUCAGCUCGCUGCUCGCUGCUCGUUUUGUGUGUUUGAUCGGAUCAGUUAGUUCAACCAGUGAUCCAGUAGACUGAUCGGUUCAAUCCCCGGUUCGAUUCUGACACCUAUAAUUGCAGUUGAAUCCUUCCAUAAUCCACAAAGCCUUUUGCAGGCAAAGAUACGGUUCCGAGCAGCAGCAUCCAAGUGGGCUAUGUUCCACUACAUGGCUCUGCUGAAUCCUCCUCAUCCUCCCUCUAUCUUCUCUUCAUUCCCAUUCUUCACUCCUUCUCCGCAGUUUCUCAAAUUCCCCAGAAUCUGGAAGAACCCACACUCUCUCCCCACAUCCUUCCAGUCCUUCAACGAAGAAGAAGACGAACACGUUAUUGGCGACUGUCUCGUCUACGAGGAAGGAAUUUUCGAUGACCCCAUUUCGCAAAACCAGACCAAUUCCCACUCUGAUAAUUCUCGCACUCUCACCCCAACCAGAACCAAACCAAGUUCCAAGAAGCAGGUUCCUGAAAUUGCCACUGAAAACUUGGUUCCCGACAAAUGGAGGGAGGUUCAGGCAGAACUCAACAUAACCAAGAAGGAGAGGCGCAAGAUUGCUCAGGAGAUGGAGUUCAACAGCAAGGUUAUGAAGAAGAGACAAGGCUUGGUUCCAUUGAGGGACAUGAACCUUGACGAGUAUAAGGCUUAUAAGGAGGCCAAGUUGGCACAACUGAAACCCCUUGUUCUCGAUAACCCUUCUGGUUUUCCAGUGAAAGAGGAAGGUUCCAUCAGAAAUGGAGGUGAUUUGAAUGAUGGGUAUGAUAAUGGUGGUGGUGGUAGUCGGCGUGUAGAGCCUAAGAAUCCUAAGUGGGCUGUUUAUGGGAAGGGUUUGGACAAUGUCACUGAGUUUUUCAACAGUGAGGACUAUGACCCUGCCAGUGCUGAUACUAAGAACAACGAAGGUCACCGGAGGUUGUUCACUAAGGAGGAGAAGGCUUUAUUGAAUAAGCGAGUACCAGAUUUGGAAGCUGCUACUUCAGAAAAAUGGCUUCCGCUGCACACUCUUGCUGCAUGUGGAGAAUUCUACCUUUUAGAUUCUUUGAUGAAGCAUAAUGUAGAUAUUAAUGCUGUUGAUAAGGAUGGUUUGACAGCUCUUCACAAAGCGAUCAUUGGAAAAAAGCAAGCGAUUACUAACUAUCUCUUGAGAAAUUCAGCUAAUCCUUUCGUAUUGGAUAGAGAUGGGGCCACCUUGUUGCACUAUGCAGUACAAACAGCUUCUAGCCAGACAAUUAAAAUUCUCUUAUUAUACAAUGUGGAUUUAAAUCUUCAGGACAAUGAUGGCUGGACACCAUUACAUCUUGCCAUUCAAGCUCAGAGAACAGAUUUAGUUAGGCUUCUACUCAUUAAAGGUGCUGAUAAGACAAUAAAGAACAAGGAUGGUUUAACACCACUUGAUCUUUGCCUUUACUCUGGUCAAAGUCCCAGAACAUACGAGCUAAUCAAGUUGUUGAAGUUGCCGCAAGGGCGCACAAGACUCGAGUCCAGGUAGGGCUAAUAAUCAAUAUGACGACAGAAAGAUUUGGCGCGCGAGUUAUGAGCAGUCAUUGCGAAGUCUUGCAUGACUAUUAGCACGUAAUGGAUUCUCUCGGAUGAAAAUUUCCCAUGAUCUUGUAACACAUCCUUUUGGGGCGAAAUUUUCCGGUUUGCUCAAGGAGGAAGUGAUAAAGGACAUUAUGUAAGGAAGGCAAAGAUCACUCCAUGUAAAAUUGAUUCCUACAUGGAACAAAAGAGCAUGCGUGUUUAGAAGUUAGAACCAAUAUAGUCAUCAUAGGAGAAUGUGUGUGUGUAAGUGUUCAGUGUCGUGUAUCCAACUUCUUGAUACUCACUAAAUUCUAAUGGCAUUUUCUUUGCUCGUUUUUAUCUC